AUGUGGACCUCACAGCACGAUGAUUUCGACGCGUUUUACCGGUCCCUUUCGCCUGCUUCGGAGAUCCAUAUCGAGAAUAUUGAUAUCAAUAUUCGCGAAAUGAGGUUUUCCAUCAAAUCAAGUCGAGUUGAAAGGUUUCUAACCACUGUUGAACGACUCAAGGCUUCUUACAAACAUCUGGGCUACUCGGUGGUCCUCCCUCCUAUUGUUUCUCUAGACCAAUUACGGAUUGUUAGGCAGAUCAAUGACACAGUGAGCCUUGUCGAGCUUCCUGUGGGCUAUGAGCCUCGGCUAGUGAUUAUGAAAUCCGCGACGGGCACGGCUGAUUCACUAUACCACGAGCUCCAGAUAUUACUUUCGCUCGAUAAGCACCCGAAUUUGUGCGGUCGCCCCAUGGGCCUCAUAGUGUAUCAGUCCUGCCCGACCAUGGAGCCCCUUGUGUUUGGUUUCAUUCUUCAGUUCUACUCUGGUGGGUCCUUAGCCAGAGCGCUAUGUCCUCAUAGCCAUUUCAAGCCUAUCGGAUGGCAGGAAAAGGUCAAAUGGGCCAAACAGUUAGCCAAAACAUUAUGUGAUCUCAGAUUGAAACAAGGAAUUAUCUACGGAGAUCUCAAAGCCGAGAAUGUCGUGCUGUCCUCCUCCAUCCCAAACAGUCGUGAUUUGGUCUUGAUCGACUUUGAGCAGCGAGGGACUGCAGAUGCCUGGACACCCCCUGAGAUUAUUAUGAUGCAGAGACUUUACUCCGUGAUUAUGACUUGCGAAGACCCUGUGGUGCAAGCCAAGUCUGCGCAGUUACUUUCACUUGCACUGGAGGAGCCCAUCCCUAACCCCGUGCAGCAUUAUCAGCGAAUGAAGGGUCGCUCGCGGAACUUUUGGUAUCGUCUUCGCUCCUUAGAGCAAGACGCUGCCAUGGUUUUUAUGUUGGGCAAAUUACUCUACUGCAUCUUUGAGAAUGUUGGGACUGUCACACACUUGAUUGUCCCAUCUCAUCCAGGGGAGUCUAAUCCUCAAUUUCCGCGAUUCGUUAUCUCACCCCCAAAAAUACAGCAGCUUGUUACGAAGUGUACAAGGGGGGCGCGUGAGUAUGAAACUUCCUCUCCAUUCAUUCUUCGUGUGGGCAAUAAGCUGGUCAGCCGUGGUAUGUCGGGGGUUGAAGGAGAGCCCAUGGGAACCCCCGCAGAUACAAUCAGGGCAGCCAGACAUUAUUGGAUCAACAGCCUUGAUAGCUCAGAGCAAUUUGUGAUGGCCCGCGAAAGAUAUCGCCAAGGCAAAGCAACUCCCAAUGACUUGGACCUUCUAGCUUAUCUUCAAAGACCCUGCUUGAAAGAACUCCUGCGAGCACUGGAUGGAAUAAAAUGA
This is a messenger RNA of Penicillium odoratum, 1356 nucleotides long. RefSeq lists its product as uncharacterized. Lineage: Eukaryota; Fungi; Ascomycota; Eurotiomycetes; Eurotiales; Aspergillaceae. Gene Ontology annotation, biological process: protein phosphorylation. The coding region runs from base 1 to 1356 and encodes 451 amino acids. The record is from RefSeq and is a predicted model, not a curated record. Gene Ontology annotation, molecular function: ATP binding; protein kinase activity. The transcript has a single exon.